Molecule: messenger RNA, 675 nt
Organism: Spirometra erinaceieuropaei
Lineage: Eukaryota; Metazoa; Platyhelminthes; Cestoda; Diphyllobothriidea; Diphyllobothriidae
Source: the annotation of a GenBank genome assembly
AUGGUCGGUCCACCCGUCAGCACCCGCGAUCGCCUUCGUCACCAGCACGUCCCGCUGAUCUCGCCUCCGGACGAGGACAUAGUCCAGCAGGUGCCACUGACGCGACCGAGGAUGCCUCCAGGUGGCCUUCUCUCGCUCCGGCAGACAGAAGAACGUGUUCGUCAGGAUGAGGCGGUGUUCUGCGCAGGUGCGGAGGAGAAGCAGGCCGUUGUCGUUGGAGCCGCGGAGACCGUGGGGACCCAGCACUCCCCUCCAGGCAGUAUGGUCUGUGCCGACGCGGGCGUUGAAGUCACCAAGGACAAUCAACUUGUCCGCCGUCGACACAGUCGCCAGGAGGGCGUGCAGGUCCUCGUAGAAUUUGUCUCUGACAGUGUCGGGGCUGCUCAUCGGCGGAGCGUAGGCGCUGAUGAUGGUGGCGAAUUUGCCUCCCCAGAGAGGCAGGCGGAGGCUCAUCAGGCGAUCGUUGAUGCCCUGCGGCAAACAGGGCAGUCGUCCCACGAUGUCGGUCCGGAUGGCGAAGGCGACGCCCGCGUCUCGUCGCUCUGCCCUGGGUCGGCCACUCCAGAAGAAGGUGUAACCGGCACCCACCUCCUCCAGUUGGCCUUGUUCGCAGAAUCGGGUCUCGCUGAGUGCGGCGAUGUCCACCUUGUAGCGCGCCAGUUCUCGUGCCACUAG